Chara braunii is the source of this 5313-nucleotide messenger RNA. Lineage: Eukaryota; Viridiplantae; Streptophyta; Charophyceae; Charales; Characeae. The record is from the annotation of a GenBank genome assembly.
AGGGUGAUAGGAUAUUGUUCCGCAAGCUUAGGGAGAGAUAGCAGCAGCGGAGGAGGGCUAGAGCAGCGGAGGCUAGCAGGGCACUCUUGAGUGAGACCGCAGCUUCGGAAGCCAUAUCUACCUCAGCAAUGCAGACUUCUCAAGCCGGUAGUUCAGGGUCUGUCGGGUCGACGGUCGCACAGACCGUGGUACAGUCCACUGGCGUAAUGGCGAGCCAGCCAUUGGUGUUGACUCCUGAUGAGAUCGCCAUACAGGAGGCAGUCCUCCAGGAGGCACAGCUACAGAAUGCUUUAGGAAAGAUAAAAGCGGAGACAGAAGAGAUGAUCAAAAAAAGAGCCAGGAUGCAACGUAGACAAGCGGACAUUAGUGAGCUAGAGGAAAUGGAGCUGACGAAUGUGCCUGAAGAAGUGAGACUUGUAUGGUCGGUCCUGCUGAAUGUAGUAGAGAUGCAGGACCAUCAGACAACCAUCCUUCAGGAUAUCCAGCAAAGUUUGGCCCCGUUGGUUGGGCGAACGCAGGCCACGUCGCCAAUGUCCUCGCCUGGUGCCUGGCCCGUUGCACAUCCUCCUCCUUAUGUCCCACCGGUGACUGGGGUAUCCCCAUAUGUAGCCCCGUCAUUGGUUGCUAUCGUUUCCCUGGGCAUGCCGUUGUCAGGAGGGGUAACAACAGGGAGUAGUUUGCAGGUUCCUGUUCAAACAGUGUACACCCAAACUCCGUUGCAGGUUGCAGUCACCACGCAGCCUGCUGUCUCGCAGCCCGUGCAGCCGCAGGGCACAAAGCCCCAGCAGUUGGCACAGCAACCUGUGUCACAGGGUCCACAGCCCGCAGUGCUACAGGGACCGGGACAGACACAGUGGGUCCCAAAGACGGCCAUCGCCGCUCCCAAACCUUUCACAGGGGACAAGAGAGGCGAAAACCUCGACACAUGGUUGAGGGCAGUGCCGGUCUACGUCAGGUGUAAACUCACCUUGCAAGAAGAAGUGCUUGUGGCUGCCUCCUACCUAGAGGGUAGUGCAGCAAGAUGGUUGAGUGGCUUAGUACAACUCCAGGGGUAUGGUCAUGACUUCCGCGCUUGGGCGGCCUCCCAGAAAUUGGAGGACUUUCUGAAGAUGGUGGAAGAAAGGUGGCAUGAUCCUCAGGAGGCCCAAAGGGCCACUGAUGCGAUCCUGACACUGCACACGCGGCAGUUUAAGUCAGUAAGGGAAGCCACUGACGCUGUUGAGCAUCUGAUCUGUGUCCCAGGGGUGCGCUAUGACCCCCAGGGGCGAGUGCAGCGCCUGAGUCGACCUAUGGAGUCGACCUGUGCCAACAAACAGCGCAUGCUAGUUAACGACUACCUCCAGGAUGUAGAGUGUUGUUUCCUGUACGCGGGAGGGGACUUGAGACAUCGUGUCUCGUUCCUAGUGAGUGACGAGCUCCCAAUGGACAUGUUACUAGGUAUGUACUACCUCUCUGUAGCACAGCCCCAGUUUGACUGGGACCGAAAAGUGGUCAAACACAACUUGCCAGGUGGAGGGACCGCCAGAUUACAUAAGUUCAAAGCUAGUAGUCUGAUUGAGUCCUAUGGGUGCAUGUGUCCAGCCGCGUUCUACAAUUAUUAUAAGCAAAAUCAGGAGGAGGGUAUGUAUUUAGUCUAUGUCUCUGCUGCAGGCGAGCCGGUGAAAAUGCCGCCGGAGAUAGAGGGAGUAGUUGCUAAGUACCCUAAUCUAUUUGAAGAGCCAACAGGGGUUGUUGAGAGGGAGGUCGUCCACGCGAUAGAGAUUAUCCCAGGAUCUAGUAUUUCGACGGGUAGGUUCUAUCGGAUGUCUCCAGGCGAGCUUGACGAGCUUCGCCGCCAACUCAAGGAACUCGUAGAGAAGGCUUGGAUCCGGCCGAGUGUCUCUCCUUAUGGGUCUCCAGUUCUAUUCGUGCCUAAGAAGAAGGAGGGUACCCUUAGAAUGUGCAUUGACUAUAGGGGCCUCGAUGCCAUUACUGUAAAGAACAGAGAGCCCCUACUGCGCAUCGACGAUCUGCUAGAUAGAAUGCAAGGGUGCCGGUACUUCAGCAAGAUAGAUCUGAAGUCCGGGUACCAUCAGAUUGCAAUCCGGCCCGAGGAUCAACACAAAACCGCCUUUCAGACCAGGUACGGUCUGUACGAGUUUGUGGUGAUGCCUUUCGGCCUUUGCAAUGCUCCUGGCACCUUUCAGCACGCUAUGAAUCGGAUAUUCCAUGACUAUUUAGAUAAGUUUGUCAUUGUGUACCUCGAUGACAUACUUAUUUUUAGUAAGACUGUCGAGGAGCACGUUGCACAUUUGGACAAAGUCCUCAUCCUCCUGCGACAGCACAAGUUCAAGAUCAACGGUGAGAAGUGCGAGUUUGGCCGCACCCGUGUCUUGCGCUUGGGUCAUGAGAUUUCCGCGGAAGGGUUGAAACCCGAUGACGCGAAGGUGGCCAGCAUUCACUACUAUAGGACUUUGGUUAAGAACUAUAGCAUAGUGGCCGCUCCUUUGACUGAUUUGACCUGGCUUGACACCCCAUGGGAGUGGACAGAUGAGUGCGAGGCUGCUUUGAGACAUCUGAAGCAUGCGUUGACGCACUACGAGGUCUUGAAACUUCCUGAUCCUGACAAGCCGUUCAUAGUCACCACGGAUGCCAGCCAAUAUGGCAUUGGCGCCGUGCUCGCGCAACAGGAGGGGCCAAAAUUGAGGCCAGUAGAGUACAUGUCCAAGAAAAUGCCGUCUCAGAAGUUGGCUAAGUCCACUUAUGAGAAGGAACUCUAUGCGGUGUACAAGGCUCUCACCCGUUGGAGACACUAUCUCCUUCGGAGACCGGACUUCUCAGGUGUGCUGAUUACUGAGUUCGAUCUGACGAACAAUGUUACUCAGUCCCUGGUGGAAGCCUAUCGCGAGGACCAGUUUAUGUCUGAGAUCAUACGCAGACUUGAGGCGAAGGACAAAAAGACUUCCGCCGAGUUUGAGUUGGUCAAUGGCUUGCUGUUCCUGGAGAAGGCAGGGAAUAAAAGCUUGUGUGUUCCAAAUAGCGAGUCUUUGCGUAGUUUGUUCUUAGGAGAGUGUCAUGAUGCCACCGGCCAUUUUGGGUAUAAAAAGACCACAACCAACUUGCUGCAGCGGUUCUGGUGGCCCACGAUGAUGCGAGAUGCCCAGUUGUACGUAGAGACUUGUCAAGUUUGUCAACGGGACAAGCCACGUACUCAGGCUCCUCUUGGGCUUCUGAAGCCCCUUCCGAUUCCGGAACGGCCUGGUGAGAGUCUAUCCAUGGACUUCAUGGAUACUCUGAUCACCAACAAGAGUGGGAUGCGUCACAUCUUCGUCAUCGUGGAUAGAUUUAGUAAGUAUGCUAGGUUAGUAGCCAUGCCGGAAACAGCAAAGACGGAGUACGUGAUCAGAAUGUUCAAAGAAAACUGGGUUAGAGACUUUGGUUUACCAAAGUCUAUUGUCAGUGACAGGGAUGUCAGGUUUACCAGCGAGUUGUGGAAGGCCGCUGUUGCAGAGCAGGGCACUCAGUUGCAAAUGACUUCUGGGAAUCACCCAGAGGCCAACGGCCAGGCCGAGCAACUGAACCGCGCUGUGGUCGUUAACCGCGAGUGUCUUAGGGCCGGUGCCGUGCCGCCGAAAGGUUGCAUCUAUCGCAUGAGCGAGGAGGAGCUUGAGGUCCUCCGCGCACAACUCGACGAUUUGUUGGCCAAGGGCUGGAUCCGCCCUAGUAGCUCCCCUUAUGGAGCACCGGUUCUCUUCGUCCAGAAGAAGAACAAGGAUCUACGAUUGUGUAUCAACUACCGCAAGCUUAACGUGCAAACCGUCAAGAAUGCGAGGCCUCUUCCUCGCAUCGAUGAUCUCCUUGAGCGACUGGGCAACGCAAAAUAUUUUUCUAAGUUGGAUUUGAAAUCGGGAUAUCAUCAAAUCUCAAUUUGGCCGAGCGAUCGCUACAAGUCCGCGUUCAAGACGCGGUACGGGCAUUUUGAGUGGGUGGUCAUGCCUUUUGGCCUCACCAACGCCCCGACGACCUUUCAAGCGGCAAUGACCAAUGAGUUCCGUGCAAUGUUGGACAGGUUCGUGCUGGUCUACUUACACGAUAUUCUCGUCUAUAGCCAUCCAUUGGAGGAUUAUCUUGGACAUCUUCGACGAGUGUUGGAGACGCUCCGCCGCGCCAAGUACAAGGCCAACCGCGACAAGUGCCAAUUUGUCCGGCAAGAGCUGGAAUACUUGGGCCAUUUUGUCACACCGGAGGGCAUCAGUCCGCUAUCGGACAAGAUUCAAGCCAUCCAAGAGUGGCCGGAGCCUCGGAACGUCACAGAUAUUCGUUCAUUCCUUGGCCUUGCCAGCUACUACCAGCGUUCCAUCAAAGGCUACUCGACGAUCGCGGCCCACUUGACCAAGCUUCAAUGCGAGAACCGACCGUUAGACUUCGGAGAGGAGGUGCGGGAAUCAUUUUUGGCUCUCAAAGCCGCGCUAUUGUCUGCGGAGGUCUUGCGGAUAUACGACCCGCUUUUGCCUACGCGCGUCACCAUGGAUGCGUCAGGCUAUGGCAUUGGUGCAGUCCUCGAGCAACAUGAUGGUGUGGACUGGCACCCGAUCGAGUAUUUCAGCAAGAAAGUGUUCGUCGUGCAUUCCAUUGACGAUGCACGCAAGGAGUUCCUCGCCUUCGUCCAUGCGCUCAAGCGGUGGCGGCACUUCCUCCUUGGUCGAAGCCAAUUUCGAUGGGUAACGGACAACAAUCCAUUGGUCUUCUAUAAGACCCAAGACACCGUCAACAGCACCAUCGCUCGAUGGAUGUCUUUCAUCGACCACUUCGACUUCUUUCCCGAUCACAUUCCUGGGAAGUCGAACCAUUUUGCGGAUGCUCUUUCACGGCGUCCGGAUCAUUGUACCGCGGUCUACUCAACGUUCGAGAUCGACGAUGACCUGCGGAACAGCUUUAUCCGCGGCUACCAAGCCGAUCCCGAGUUUCGCGACAAGUACGCAAAUUGCUCCUCUCCUAAUUCGGCACCUUCUCACUACCGGAUCCAAGAGGGGUACUUGCUUGUUCACACGCGGGGGAAGGACCUUCUUUGCAUACCGAGCGAUCCUCACUUGCGUACACGGCUUCUUGGCGAGUUCCACGAUGCCCCCGGCACCGGACACUUUGGAGUCAAUCGCACGAUUGGCCGACUUUGCCAACGAUUUUGGUGGCCCGGCCUUCUCGGCGACGUCACGCGCUAUUGCAAGUCAUGCGAGGUUUGCUGACGCUGCAAAUCCCGCAACCAUCGUCCGUACGGCGAGUUACGACCAUUACCAGUCCCAUUGAGGCGAAGGGAAGCGAUUGCCAUGGACAUUA